This is a messenger RNA of Stylonychia lemnae, 3081 nucleotides long. The record is from the annotation of a GenBank genome assembly. NCBI's taxonomy places the organism in Eukaryota, Ciliophora, Spirotrichea, Sporadotrichida, Oxytrichidae.
AUGAGAUUGCAGUAUGAUGUUGAAGAUGACGGAGGAGGAAAUAAGGAUAAAAAGAAAAGAUCAAGUAAGGAAGAAGAAGAUGAUGACUAACUUAACCUCUAGAGCUCAGGUAACGACGAUGACUCUGAUAGUGAGAUGAAUAAUAAUUAUUUUAACUAUCAAGACAAGAAAAAAAGUGUUUAUACACAAAAUAACUAAUCAUUUAAAACGAAUCAAGAACCAUAUCAGUAGCAAGUAGAUUAUAUGUCUAAAGUAAUUGAGGCCUGCUAAAAAAGUUCAAAUGCCCUGUUGGAAAGUCCCACUGGAACAGGUAAAACUUUGUGCUUACUUACAGCAAGUCUUUCUUGGCUUAAAAAAAUUAGGGAAAGUAAUGAAUUAGAUGAAGAUGAAAUGCCAAGGAUUAUUUAUUGCUCUAGAACUCACUCAUAAAUUUCUUAAGUAAUGAAUGAACUAAAACACACCGCCUAUAAACCAAAAGUAUGUUUGAUUGGUAGUAGAGAUUAACUUUGUGUAAAUCCUACUGUAAAUUAGCAUAAAGGAAUGGCGCUUAAUUCUCAAUGCAAAAAGGUAAGAGAACAGAGAAAAGACUCCCCCCACUGUUGUACAUAUUUCAAAAAUACAGGUGACUCUGUAACACCAAACGGAUUCAAAUGGGAUAUUUAAGAUGUUGAAGAUCUUCAUAAACUUGGCUCAUCAUAAAUAGUGUGUCCUUAUUACCUUCAAAAAUCUCGUAUUUAAUACUCAGAUCUAAUCCUCAUGCCAUACAACUAUUUAAUUGAUCCAAAGAUUAGAGAAAACUUUAAAAUAAAUUAUGAAAACUCAAUAAUUAUUAUGGAUGAAGCUCAUAAUGUCGAAAGAGUAGCUGAAGAUGUGGCAAGUUUUGAAAUUCAUAUCAACCAACUUCACACAGUAUUAGGUGAGCUAAAUGAUUUUGAAAAGGGAAAAUCCAGACUCGACUUUGUUAGCUAAUAUAUUAGAGAUUAUAACUUUGACACAGAAUUUUUUGAACUUUUUGAAAUAGUUUAACAUAAAAAAUUCAAAAAGAUUGAAAAUACAAGAGAUAAAAGAAUCAGAUGGAUCAAAGAUUAUCGUGAAUAUAGAGGCUUAUCUAAUUUUGAGGGUUUAAAGCCCACUAACUUUGGCCAUUGGACUUACAUAUUUGAAAAAGUUAUGGCUGGGCUAACAGAAAGUAACUAAUAUAUUAUUGCUAAUUAUGAUAGAAUAAAAUGGGAGACCUUGUUUAGAAAGAUGGUGGGAUGCGAUGAAAUCAAUCAUUAUUAUGUAUAUAUGAGACAAGAAGAUGUUGAGUUUGAUAAAAAGAGGAGUUAUUCUGAGUAAGAAAAAGAGAAUAGGAUCAGAAGUGCUAGAUCUUUAGGUUUUUGGUGCUUUAAUCCUGGCUUAGGUUUUAAAAAGAUAGUCAACUUAAAGCCAAGAACACUUAUCCUGACUUCUGGUACUUUAUACCCAAUGAAAUCAUUCUCAAAGGAAUUGAUGAUAGGUGUAUAAGGAAACCAAUUAAAUUUUGCUCACAAAUUCAGAGAAUUAGAAACUCCAAUUAAGGAUUUGGGUGAAACAUUAGUUUAAAUAACUGAAAAGACUCCAGGAGGUAUGCUGAUAUUUUUCCCAUCUUAUCAAGUAUUGUCUAAAUUCUAUGAAUUGUGGGAAUAAAAUGGAAUAAUAAAGAAAUUUGAAAGAUUUAAAUCAGUCCUCCAAGAACCUAGAGAUUCAUCUCAUUACAAGUUUGUAAUUACUGCAUUUUAUGAGAAAGUUUAUGAAAGAGGAGCUAUCAUUUUUGCAGUAUGUAGAGGCAAAAUAAGUGAAGGUCUUGAUUUCUCAGAUGAUGCUGCCCGAUGCGUGAUAAUUAUUGGAAUCCCUUAUCCAAUGACUUUAGAUCCAAAAACUAUAUUAAAAAAGCAUUACCUAGACAAGGAGAAUAACAAAUAUACUAGCAGAAAUACUAACUUUAAUGGCUAAUAAUGGUAUUGUUAAUAAGCCACAAGGGCAACAAACUAAGCGAUAGGCAGAGUUAUAAGGCAUGUGUAAGACUAUGGAAAUAUAAUUCUUAUUGAUGAAAGAUUUGAUACUCCGUAAUAAAGAUAAUAAAUAACUAGUUGGCUAAGAGAUAGUGUCAAAGUUUAUUCAGAUGCAUUUGAAGCAAUAAGAAAUUAUGAACUGUUCUAUGCUGAAAUGAAAAAAAGGAACUUUGUUCCUAAAGUUAAAUAGCUUGGCUAAGUUAAACUUGACUUUCCUGAAAUUGAUGACGACUUAAAUUUGAAAGAUACGGUAGAUGAAUUAAAAAGAAGAGCUAAAGAGGAAUCAAAAUGCAAUGAAGCAAAUUUGCAAAUUCAAGAGAUAUUUGACAUCAAAAAAGCUUUAGGGACUCCUAUUCUACUAAAACUAUUUAAGCAAUUCCUUUAAUUAUCUCUUGGGGAUUAGCAUGCUUACAGAAAAAGAUUUAAGUCUUAUUUGACAAUAAAGGAUCAAUCAAAUUCAACCAGAAAUCAUAUUUACAUUUGUAGGCAAAUACUAGAAACUUUAUUUCAACAGGUAGAGCUGACAGAGGAAGAAAAAAAUGAGGCUACAUAUGCUUCAUCAGAUGAAGAAGAUUUAAAAUAGUAAUUCGAGCUCAAUUACAUGAUGCAUCUCAAAAAGUAACUUCUAGCAUUCUUCAUCAAAAGAAUAGACUCUUAUUAAGCAUAGCAAGAUUUCAUUGUAAUGAUAAGUGGCUAUCUUGAAAAAUAUAAUGCAUCAAUUGAACAAAAAGAUGAUCCUUCAGCAAUAAAACUAGAUUCAGAUCUAAUUAAAUCAUAAUUAUCUCAAGCUAAAACCUAUGCUUAAUAAAUAAAUGAAAAAAUUUUUCAAUAAAAACAGAAGAAAAUUGAGAAAUAGUCACAGAAAUAAGUAAAGAAGCUAGUAAAAGUAUCUUAAAAAUAAAAAAAGAAGAAAAAAGUAGACUCUGAAGAUGAUUAUUAACCGACACCAUCAAACUCGAGUGAUCGAACUUUACAUACAGAUAAUGAAGAGAGUCUAAAUAGUGAAGAAAAUAAAGAGUUAUAAGAAUUGAACAAAGAUAUUCAAUGA